This is a messenger RNA of Castor canadensis (American beaver), 960 nucleotides long. RefSeq names its product olfactory receptor 4K2. Gene Ontology annotation, cellular component: membrane. The record is from RefSeq and is a predicted model, not a curated record. Gene Ontology annotation, molecular function: olfactory receptor activity; G protein-coupled receptor activity. Gene Ontology annotation, biological process: G protein-coupled receptor signaling pathway. Lineage: Eukaryota; Metazoa; Chordata; Mammalia; Rodentia; Castoridae.
AUGGAUAUGGCCAAUAAGUCUACCAUGUCUGAAUUUAUUUUACUGGGGUUCUCUAAUUCUUGGGAAGUACAGAUGGUUUUCUUUAUGGUGUUUUCACUGUUUUAUGUAGCGACAAUGGUGGGCAAUAGCCUCAUAGUCAUCACAGUAGUAUCUGACUCUCACCUUCACUCUGCUAUGUAUUUCUUGCUUACCAAUCUUUCUAUCAUUGAUAUGUCUCUUGCUUCCUUUGCUACUCCCAAGAUGAUUACAGAUUACCUGAUUGGACAUAAAACCAUCUCUUUUGAUGGCUGCAUCACCCAGAUAUUCUUUCUGCACCUUUUCACUGGCACUGAGAUCGUUUUACUAAUGGCUAUGUCUUUUGAUAGGUAUAUUGCAAUUUGUAAACCCCUGCGCUAUGCUUCCAUCAUUAGUCCCCAGGUGUGUGCUGCUUUUGUGGUAGCUUCCUGGGUUGUUGGGAUCAUGCAUUCCAUGAGCCAGGUCAUAUUUGCCCUCACACUACCAUUCUGUGGUCCCAAUAAGGUAGAUAGCUUCUUUUGUGACCUACCUGUGGUCUUUCAGCUGGCCUGUGUGGAUACUUAUGUUUUGGGCCUCUUUAUGAUCUCAACCAGUGGAAUAAUAGCUUUGUCCUGCUUUAUUCUUUUAUUUACUUCAUAUGUUAUUGUCCUGGUUACUAUCAAGCAGCAUUCUUUCAGAGGAUCAUCUAAGGCCCUUUCUACCUGUACAGCUCACUUCACUGUUGUCGUCAUGUUUUUUGGCCCAUGUAUAUUCAUUUACAUGUGGCCACAAAACAGCUUUGUGAUAGAAAAGAUCCUGUCUGUGUUUUACACCAUCUUUACUCCCAUUCUGAACCCAGUUAUCUAUACUUUGAGAAAUCAAGAAGUAAAGACAGCCAUAAAGAAACUCAAAAAUAGGUUUGUUAAUUCCAAUAAGGCAACCCCUUCUCAUUUAUUUCAGUUUUAG